AUGGAUGUCAAUCCCGUCGGCGGCACCGUCGGCGCUGGUCUCCCCGGCUUCCUUCUCGUGCUCCCUCCGGACGUACUUCUCGUGAUCGGAGAGGGCCACGUUGAAAUCGAAGGCCUCGUUCCGCUCGGCGAAGCCCAGCCCGAUGAAGGCGUGCUUCCCCGCGCCGUCCUCGAUCUUGAGCACGAAGUAGCGCGACGAGUCCAGCACCGGCUCCACCGACGUCUCCCGCUGCCCCGGCGGGACGAAGCAGGCGGCGAACAGAUCCCCCGAGUUCGGAUCCUCCAGCCGGAUCUCGCACCGGUCCUUGCACGAAACGACCCGGAGCCGGCCCGACCAGAUCUUGUCCGACUGCAGCCACUCGCCGCACUUGUAACCCCCGGAGGUGGAGCGCGGAGGGAUUUUGGUGUGCUCGAACGAGUCUUCGUCCUCCUCGAACGACAUUUUCUCUCGGUCAAGCUUUUCUUAUCUUCUCUCUACCGCGCGCACGCAAACACAGAAAUGGAGCAGGGAGAAAAGGCCGGAUUUGAAGGAUUCGUCUCUUUGUGCUCUAUCCUCGCCGAGCGAGAGAUGGCGAAUCGCUGA
Linum tenue is the source of this 582-nucleotide messenger RNA. NCBI's taxonomy places the organism in Eukaryota, Viridiplantae, Streptophyta, Magnoliopsida, Malpighiales, Linaceae. The record is from the annotation of a GenBank genome assembly.